UGUGUGUUUGGGGGGGCUGAGAUAAGGGGGUCCGAUAUACGGGUCCAGAGGGAGGGGUGAGAAGUCCGGAGUUUAAAAAGACAGGGCGCUCCUCUCCCUCGCACAGACGCGUUUAUGCUAGCUGCCAGUGAGGAGAGAUUUACCUCAGAUUUACCUCAGCCUGCUUAGACUCUGCUUUAUUUUAAGGGAAAAAACUAACUUUUUCACUUAACUCAAUACAGAAGCUGGCUUUUGGAUAAAGUACGAAAGAAAUCGAGUUUGUGGGUUUUAAGACUUAAAAUUGAAGUACCGACACCAAAUGGAGUCAACACCGGAAUACACGGACACUUACGAUUACUAUGAAGAUAAUGAGACGGCAUGCGACUACUCGGAGUGGGAGCCGUCGUACUCUCUCAUCCCCGUCCUUUACAUGCUGAUUUUCAUCCUUGGGCUUUCCGGUAACGGCGUGGUUAUCUUCACCGUCUGGCGCGCGAAAUCCAAACGGCGCGCGGCGGACGUUUACAUCGGUAACCUGGCGCUGGCGGACCUGACGUUCGUCAUCACGCUGCCUCUGUGGGCGGUGUACACCGCGCUCGGCUACCACUGGCCGUUUGGCGUUGCCCUCUGCAAAAUCAGCAGCUAUGUGGUGCUUGUCAACAUGUACGCGAGUGUUUUCUGCCUGACCUGUCUGAGUUUUGACCGCUACCUCGCCAUCGUCCACUCACUGUCCAGCGGUCGACUCAGAUCCCGUGGCACCAUGCUGGCAUCGCUGGGUGCCAUUUGGUUCCUGUCAUGUCUGCUGGCCGUGCCCACCCUCCUGUUUCGCACCACGGUGGACGAUGCUGGGAGCAACCGCACCACCUGCGCAAUGGACUUCAGCAUGGUCACUAUGAAUCAGCAUCACGAAUACCUGUGGAUCGCUGGACUGAGCCUCUCAUCCUCCGCCUUGGGUUUCCUGCUGCCCUUCUUGGCCAUGACCGUCUGUUAUUGCUUCAUCGGCUGCACGGUCACCCGGCAUUUCAGCCACCUGAGGAAGGAAGACCAGAAGAAAAGGCGUCUCCUCAAGAUCAUCACUACGCUUGUUGUGGUCUUCGCUUUCUGCUGGACACCCUUUCACGUGCUAAAGAGCAUGGACGCCCUGUCUUACCUGGACUUGGCACCCACCUCGUGCGGCUUUCUCCACUUCUUGCUUCUGGCCCAUCCGUAUGCCACAUGCCUGGCGUACGUCAACAGCUGCCUCAACCCGUUCUAUGCGUUCUUCGACCUGCGCUUUCGCUCGCAGUGCCUGUGUCUGCUGAACCUGAAGAAGGCCAUGCAUGGUCACAUGAGCUCCAUGUCUUCGACCCUCAGCGCUCAGACUCAGAAGUCUGAGGUGCAGUCACUGGCCACCAAAGUGUGAAAGAUGCAUAAGUAGAAGAAAAUUGGAGAACACACUGGGUUGGGAGUUGAAUCUACAUGACGGCUGGUCCGUUUUGACUGUUGUGACCCCCUCGGCAUUAAAGGAGAUGUUGAGCAGGACAUUGGGGUUUAAGGAGAAGAAUGCCAGUGGUUAUGAACUAAUAAAAAUGGACUUGGAGAACAUAUUGUUCUGUGCUUGUAAAUAACACAUUCAUAGUUUUGUGUACUCUACUGUAUUCAUGGAUGAGUUGCUGAAGAGAAUGCUGGAUAAUGUGCCUGUGUCUCUGUUUAUGUUUGCCGUCACGCUCCUCACACUCAAAAACAUGCACGCACAGAACCAUGCAAGCAAACAAAAGGAGGUGAAUUUUCUUCCCUGUAAACAAAAAAAAAAGUUACUGUAACUUCCAAACGUUGUCUGAAGCACAAUGAUGCUGCACUGACUGAGGAUGAACUUGUGCUUGUACUGCUGUGAGAGUGUGCGAAGCCUGUAUACACUGGUGUAAAGAUGCAAAUUGUACAGUAUUUUCAUACAAUUUUUUCGGCUAAUUUGCAAUGUGUCGGAAAUGUGUUCAGUAUCUGUAGCACUUGUUAAGAAAAGAUAAAAUUAUAAUUUUUGUUAUCAAAA
Misgurnus anguillicaudatus (oriental weatherfish) is the source of this 2002-nucleotide messenger RNA. RefSeq names its product apelin receptor a (gene aplnra). Gene Ontology annotation, cellular component: membrane; external side of plasma membrane. The record is from RefSeq and is a predicted model, not a curated record. Gene Ontology annotation, molecular function: C-C chemokine receptor activity; C-C chemokine binding. NCBI's taxonomy places the organism in Eukaryota, Metazoa, Chordata, Actinopteri, Cypriniformes, Cobitidae. Gene Ontology annotation, biological process: immune response; calcium-mediated signaling; positive regulation of cytosolic calcium ion concentration.